Molecule: messenger RNA, 3870 nt
Organism: Sordaria macrospora k-hell
Lineage: Eukaryota; Fungi; Ascomycota; Sordariomycetes; Sordariales; Sordariaceae
Source: RefSeq, a predicted model, not a curated record
AUGCUGAACACAUUCUCGUCAGUGAGGGUUCUUGAUGUUGCGCAGACAACGCGCAAUACACACGGACCGGCCACUCCUGGCACCGCGGCGGCCAUUGGAAACAUACACACAGACCACACACCACAACUCCCUCCUCGUAUCAAGCAACCGCAGCUUGUGAUACCGAGCGCCAAAGCCAAGCCCGGCGGUCGUCACGAUAAUGAUUUUCUAGCAAUUUCUGAUAUCCAAAUCCUACCAACGUAUGGAGAGAUCAUGAGCCAACGACUGGAGUACCUACCCACAACAGACUUCACGCAAGAGAGUUUUCACAAGGAUAUCAGGAAACGUUAUAUCGAUACCCUCUUUCGGCUCUAUCGUCACAACAUCUUCGCGACUGUGAAAGAUUUCCUUCCACACUACUAUGCCGCGGCUACCAUCCAGAAGGUUGAUGUCGGCCCAGAGAACGGCAUAUUGUGUACCAUAUCAUUCUUGCAACUCCCACACCUUCGGAAGAUGUCACAGAAAGACCAGGUUAAGUGGUGGGUGAACUCCUCGCGCCUUGAACCGGGCAAGCUGCUUGCCAUGGUGGCAUCCCAUGAAGGGGUUAGACGGCUGCUGUACCUUGUGGUAGAGGAUGAAUGGAUGGAGAGGCAUCAAUCAAAGAAGUUCAAGGAAAUGGUGUCUGGGAUGCGACCUAGGGUGCAGGUCAAGCUGGUCCAAGAAACCGAGCUGGACAUCAAUCUGCUCAACGAGCUACAUGCCGCACAAGCACAAGGGCAUCUUUUUGAGUUUUGUGGGCUCAUUCCUCAGGCAUACGAACCCACACUAACCAACAUCCAACGGAUAUCGAAAGAAGAUGGUCUCGCGUUCCAAAAGUGGAUUAUUCCGACGUCAAAGAGUGCUCAGCAACACCGUGCUGUCCCACCCCCGAAAUAUGCUCGGAAACUGGGAUUUGUGUACAAGCUUGACUGCAUCACCAAGGAGAAACAACCCUGCGGCUUGAAACUGGACCCAAACAAAUCCCCGAAGGGCGAUGACCUGAUCGCACUGCAAAAGGCUACCGGGCUCAAUGCAAGUCAAGCUCAAGCUUUGGUGGCCGCGCUUAGCCAAGAGUUCGUCCAGAUCCAGGGGCCCCCUGGUACAGGGAAGACGUAUGUCGGUCUUCAAAUUGUCAAGGUCUUGGUGAAACAUAAAACGACAUGUCAGCUCUCCCCCAUUUUCAUCGUUUGCGAGACCAAUCAUGCUCUGGAUCAGUUCGGCGAGCAUAUCAUCCAAGCAGGCAUCGACAACGUCGUUCGGGUCGGAAGCCGCAGCAAGUCGAAGCUGUUGGAGAAACGCAACUUCAAUUUGAUGAGAAGGAUCAAAACAACCAAAGCAGAGAAGAACGCCAAGGGCAAUAUUUCAGCACAAAUCCAAGGGGCACUUUCCAUGGCCAGGAAAUGUCUUGGUCCGAUCCACCAAGCAAUGGGAAGACGACCCGCCUGGCCGCUUCUGAAGAGUUUCCUUUUGAGCAAAUAUCCCAGAGUCCACAGCCAGCUCAAACCGGAUGAUGCCGAAGGGUUUACCCUUGUUGGCGAUCCCAUCCUGAACUGGCUUGGGCAAAGGCCUUCGAGAAUCAAUCGUCUUCAUUAUCCACGAUUGAUCGGAAAAGCCUCCACCAACAUCCUUUCGCUAACAGUCGACGAGAAGUGGGCAUUGGUUUUCCACUGGCUUGAUAAGCUUGUCCAGGACCAAACCAAGUCUAUGAUGGGGCAUCUACAAAAGGCGCAGAGCCUCCGUCAAGAUCUCGCAAGACUUAAUCAGGAAAUCAACUGCAGGAUACUCAGGAAUGUAGAUAUUGUCCUGAUGACGACGUCAAGGCUGGCACAUGACAACGAAAUGCUACGCAAACUCAAACCCAAGGUCAUCAUUUGCGAGGAGGCAGCUGAGGUGAUGGAGCCUCGCAUGAUGGCGGUGUUCAUCCCCGGAGUAGAACACCUCAUCCAGAUUGGUGACCACCAGCAGUUGCGGCCGUUGGUGCAGAACUCUAUGCAGUUCAGCAUGGAGACCAAGGUUGGAAAGCACUACCAGCUUGACCGCAGCCUUUUCGAGAGACGUGUCACCGGUGAACCGGGAAUGAAGCCUCUCCCCGUCAUCCAGCUGAAUGAGCAGCAACGCAUGCCGCCCGAGAUUUCUGCGCUCAUCCGAAAUAACGUCUACAAAGACCUUCAAGAUGGCUCUAGCGUCAUGAACCGGCCACAAGUGGUCGGCCUACGAGAAAGAUUGUACUGGUGGGACCAUGAUCACGAAGAGGGCAUGGGCCUAAAUGCAACUCAAAGCAUGUCUUACAUUAACUCCGUGGAAGUUGCGAUGACGACGGCCCUCGUUCGUCAUCUUGUCCGGCAGGGCGUUUACGAAGGGAAAGACAUUGCCAUUCUGACGCCGUACGCGGGCCAGCUACUCAAACUUCAGGCCGCACUUGACGAGCAUUUUGAGGUUGUCUUGAGCGAAAGAGACGAAGAACGCUUAGCUGCUCAAGGGCUCGACAAGAAGAACAAGAUCGCAGACUCCGAUAUCCAGACCCAGACGCUGUUGCCAUCCGGCAAGAUGCAAAUGGCAGAGCCGAUACGGCUUGCUACGGUUGAUGGUUUCCAAGGCGAACAGGCAAAGGUCAUCAUCAUUUCCCUUGUGCGCAGCAACAAGAAAAGCAAAGUAGGCUUCCUGAAGCUGAAGAACCGGAUCAAUGUUCUUCUCAGUCGAGUCCAGCACGGCAUGUACCUCAUCGGCAAUGCGGCUACAUUUCCGGCUGUGGACAUGUGGAAGGAUGUUUACCGACAGAUCUCAGCCAGGAAGGCGGCGGGUCCUUCGAUCCCUCUGUGCUGCCCUCGACACCCCAAGACCCUGAUACAUUGUACAUCACCGGAGGAUUUUGUUCGGCACAAGUGUCAGGGCACAUGCUGGCUGUGCCGAAGUCAUGACGAAGAGGAAUGCGCCACGGUGAAGCACAGGACAUGCGAGAUUUGCAAGCCAGAUACAUGUGGCUUGGGCGACAUUGAGCGCAAGCUAGCGUUUCUCGAUGGGCAGCUGAGACAGUCGUCCGACAUUGCGGAUACCGAUACUGCUAAGCAACUGUUUCUCGGGAAGAACUUCGAAGAAGGGGAUGAAGACAAAACUCCUGACGGCUCACCUCCCCAAGACCGCUACGAGAGUUGCCAGAAGCUGUCAGCUCUUUGUCAGGAGACGCAAGAGCCUAUGAUGGCUCAAGACUUUUUGACGACAGCCAUGGACGGCCUCAGUCUGGGCGGGAAACCCCGUCCAAAGGCACAGGCGGAUGCCCAGGAUCCAGGUGCUUUGUCUGCUCAACUCAAGCUUCUGGGCGCAAGAGUGAUCGGGCACAAAACCCAGGAGGCAAUACUGCGCGACAAGUUCAGACUAUCGGUCAAGAUGGGCGAGGACCAAAACCCGUCCGGUACGGACGCUGAUCUGCAACUGAAGCGCUCCGUGGACUCCUUCCUGAAAACCAGCUUGGCCUUGCUCGAAGAUUGUUUCAAAGUUAGAGCGGAGAUGCCGCGUCUGACUUUCAUUACUACUAUCCUGUAUGGCAGGGUGUAUUUGAUGUUCUUACUGUAUCACCAGUGUCUGCUGUUCAACGACGACCGCGCCGUUCCUUCCGGCGCUCGGACUGAUGAACUUUCCCGCGACGAGGUGCCAAGGCGGUUGAAAGUAACUUUCGACAUAUUUGUCAAAGCACAAGGGUUUUGUGACGAGUCAUCGAAGGAGGAUGCGGAUCUCAGGAGAUGCCUGCACGAAGUGUUUCGCUUCAAGAAGAGGCCGGUUAAGAAUUUGACGUUGAAGGAGGUGGUUGCGGCGAUGAGGGAGGCGCCGGUCGUUUUCGUGUCUAACUCGGAGUGA